Messenger RNA from Anoplopoma fimbria (sablefish), 624 nucleotides. Its product is annotated as ADP-ribosylation factor-like protein 14. The record is from RefSeq and is a predicted model, not a curated record. Gene Ontology annotation, biological process: vesicle-mediated transport; intracellular protein transport. The transcript is spliced from 2 exons. Gene Ontology annotation, cellular component: cytoplasm. Lineage: Eukaryota; Metazoa; Chordata; Actinopteri; Perciformes; Anoplopomatidae. Gene Ontology annotation, molecular function: GTP binding; GTPase activity. Bases 1 to 624 code for a protein of 207 amino acids.
AUGGGCAUGCAUGGAUCCAAGCUUCAUAAACAGGCACAGGUCCUGAUGCUGGGUCUGGACGGAUCAGGAAAGACCACCCUGCUCUAUAAGCUAAAGUACAACGAGAGCGUGGUGACUGUGCCAACUGUGGGCUUCAACGUGGAGACACUAGAGACCGACAGGAGCAGCCCGGGCCUGACGGUGUGGGACGUGGGGGGUCAGAAGAAGAUGAGGCCCCAUUGGAGGCAUCACUAUGCUGAUACAGCCGGACUGAUGUUUGUGGUGGACAGCUGGGAUCAGAAACGGCUGGAAGAGGCCCGCAAGGAACUGCAUCGGGUCCUUAAAUCUGAGAGUCUCAGAGGAGUUCCUCUCGUAGUCCUUGCCAACAAACAGGACCUCCAGGCAGCUUUAAGCCCAGAAGCGCUUUGCCAGACACUGGACUUGAGAAGAUUGUGCGAGGGCAGGUCCUGGUUCAUCCAGCCCUGUUCAGCUACCACCGGCAUGGGACUAGAGGAAGGUUUCAGGAGGAUAGUCUAUCUGAUGAAGACUCCAUUUAAACAGACUCAAGAAGACAUUAAGAUUAAAAUGAAGUCUAAGGGCUUCAGUCUCACAGCUGUGAAACAAGUUGUGCUCUGCAGCAGAUGA